Messenger RNA from Magallana angulata, 2716 nucleotides. RefSeq lists its product as uncharacterized. The record is from RefSeq and is a predicted model, not a curated record. Bases 76 to 990 code for a protein of 304 amino acids. NCBI's taxonomy places the organism in Eukaryota, Metazoa, Mollusca, Bivalvia, Ostreida, Ostreidae. The transcript is spliced from 10 exons.
CAAUCCUCUAUGAUCGAUUCGACGAUUCUGGAAACUUCACCGGUUUUCAAGGCAUUUCAUACUAUCUGCUAGGCUAUGGCAAACAUUGUAUGUUGUCUGAUAGUAACUUUGUGCAUUGCUGCUGCCAUGACACAGGAGUGUCCUGCUGGUAUGAAGAAGAGAGGAAACAUCUGCUGCAAGCCAGUGACAUGUAAAAAAAAUGAAGACUAUCAACUCUGCAAUGAUACACACACAGAAGACAGAUGUACUCCUUGUCCUCCAAAUACAACCAAUCAGGACAUCAUUAACACGAGCAAUGUUGAUGAACAAUUACCAGGCAUCUGCAAAGAAAUUAACUGUAAUCCUAAAGUCAGAUGUCUUCCAGAGGCAAUGAUAUCAAACCCUGAUGAUUGCCUGAAAAGUGGAAUUGCCAAGUGCGAGUGCAAUCUCACGGGAGGAUACUGUGGCGAGGAUCCAAAUACUUGCAGAGAAUGGGAAGGAAAUGUUACAGAUCUCAGAAAAGGCGUAGGAUUAACACAGAUCUGUCAGGUUGAGAAUUGCAAGCCUGGGUAUUAUAAAGACAAAGUGGGCUAUGGACAAUGCCUCAAACACAAAGAGUGUUCGCUGGAAGAGGAAAUAAUCUUCAAGGGUAACAGCACUAUGAACAGACAAUGUGGUCCAUUGACUCAGACAACAACUCCGACCAAAAGUACGAAGAUAUUUGAUGCCAACAGUACUUCCCCUAGCAGUGACGGCACUGCAGAUACUGACAAAAUACCGGUAAUCAUUGGUUCAGUUGUGGGGUGCAUAAUACUGAUAGUGGUGAUUUUUGUCGUGGUAGCCAUUAUUUACCGGCGCAGGAGAGGUAGGAACAAUGCAAAUCCUGGAGAUGAGGAACAGAAUCGAGGUCUGGCGCCAAAUGGACAGAGGAUGGAACCUCAAUUGCCAAAUGGACGAGAGGGAAGCGAGCCUCUGACUAAUGGACAGGGGAUGGUUGAUACAGCGUGCUAAUUUACAAUGUGUCCAUGUGUUUAUUUUUGUUCAUCGGAGGAAAAGGACAAAGACUAUAAACAGCUGAAAGAGAAAAAAGUUAUCAUUUUGAUAUUAUUAUGCUGGGUUUUGUGAAAGAUCAAACUUUAUGGAUUGCAUUCAUCUCGACUUGCCUAAGACUAUUAAUUUAGCAUUAACAAAAGUAUUUGGGUUUUUUAUGUAUUUUGAAUUUUUAUGUUUCCUUAAGAUUUUGUCCAACAAACUUAAUUGUUUCAGUAUUAACAAAAGUAUUGGUGGUUUUUUUUUAUAUUUUACAUUUUGAAUUUUUAUUUUUCCUUAAGAUUUCGUCCAACAAACUUAAUUGUUAAUCCAUAACAAAGUAUCCACUGGAAUUGGUUUUUCCAAAUCAAAGAUUUUUCACCACACAGUGACACACACACUACUCAGGUACACACUCUUACAUGUGUGUGUGUGUGCGAGCCCAUUUCACGCCUUCCUGUCAUAAGAAUAUUUCCUAGUCCCUCAUUAGAUAGUCAUUUACAUUGAUCUGAUUUAAGUCUGCCAAAAUGACGAUUUAGCUGGCUUAAUUACAUGCAUAGCCAUAAAACACCUAUAAUUAUUAUACUAGGUUAGGUUUAGAUGUAUAUUUUAUAUGAAAAAGAACUGUAUUAUCUAUACAUUGAUCGAUCUGGCUGCCAUUUGUAGAUAUAUAUUUUUAUUGUUAGAAUUAUAAGUACAAGUAUAUUUUAGUCAUUAUACAGUUAUGUUAUCCAUACAAAUCAAACUCAUAGAAUGAAUCUCCGGUGAUAAUGCUCAGUUCGGUUUGUAAACUUCUUGUAAUUUUUUAAGCUACGCAAACCAAAGUCAAACUUUGUAUGGGACCCCUUAAGAGUUUAAAUAAAAACAGCUUUACUGAAUGUUAGUCAAUUAUUUUUUAAGUUUUUUUCUAUGGUGCAAUUAUUACUCUUGUAAUGUUUAUUGUAUUCUAUGUAUGACAAUAUUUCAUACGCAAACCAAAGUCAAACUUUGUAUGGGACCCCUUAAGAGUUUAAAUAAAAACAGCUUUACUGAAUGUUAGUCAAUUAUUUUAUAAGUUUUUUUCUAUGGUGCAAUUAUUACUAUUGUAAUGUUUAUUGUGUUCUAUGUAUGACAAUAUUUCAUAGUUUAUUAGUUGAUAUAAUGGGUAUAUAUUAUUCAAAAGAUUGUUGUGAAAUUUUAUAUACAUAUUAAGAGAUAUGUAUUGAACCAGGGUGACAAGUCUUCCUCUUCACUUGCCAAUGAAUAAAAAAAUCCCUUUAGUUCGCAAAUAUUGUUAUACCAGUAUCGCCAUACUUGCCCUAAUGCUACACAGUACCGGUAAUCAAAUGUUGUGAUGAAGAUGUUACCACCAAAUGUUUCUUGCUGUGAUAAAAAGAGGGGGAGAAAUCUCAGAAAUCCAAAGAACAAAGAACAUUAUUUUUAUCAUUUUUCUUCUCUUUCCCUUUUAGAAUACCUUAAUGUUUUGUAACUUUCUUGUUUUUACAUACCAGUAAACUAUUACCAACUACUGCAAUGUGUAGGAUACCGUAUAAUAUGCAAUAUUUAUGAAAUGGUAUCUUUUUAGCUCACCUGACAUGUUUAUUUUAUAUAUACUGUGUAAAGCAUAAUACAUGACAUACUGGUUAUUUGUUAAAACAAGUGUAACUGUGAUGAAAUCUACAAUCUGUGAUGAAUUUAAGUGCCAUUCCAAUAAACUGUUUUUUUUUAA